Molecule: messenger RNA, 1790 nt
Organism: Phalaenopsis equestris
Lineage: Eukaryota; Viridiplantae; Streptophyta; Magnoliopsida; Asparagales; Orchidaceae
Product: cell division control protein 6 homolog
Biological process (GO): DNA replication initiation; cell division; mitotic DNA replication checkpoint signaling
Cellular component (GO): nucleus
Molecular function (GO): ATP hydrolysis activity; DNA replication origin binding
Source: RefSeq, a predicted model, not a curated record
GACUAGGCAUCAUGAGUAAGGAUUUCAAGAGCACCCUAAAGAGGAAGAGAUCGGGGUUGCAAUCCACUGAAGAAAGCCCCAUUAACUCUCAAGCAAGAUCAUCACCUCAUAAAUGUCUUACUGAUGGAGAUAUUUCCUGCAGGAAUGGGUUUAAGGUUUGUGAUGAUAAUAUGAAUUGCUCUCCUAAAUCCGCGUCCAAGAAAUUGGCUGACCAGCUCUCUCCCACACCUAAGUGGAACCCAAGAGAUCCUGUACAUAUGACGUCUGUGAAGCGGGCACUGCAUGUGGCAACUGUCCCUUCUAAUGUUGUGUGUCGUGAAGUGGAGCAGAAAAGGGUUUUUGAAUUCUGUAAGGCUUGCAUUGAGCAAGAGAAAGCUGGCAGUAUAUAUGUUUGUGGGUGUCCUGGAACUGGGAAGACAUUGUCCAUUAAUAAAGUGAAAGAACAACUUUUCUCCUGGUCAAAAGAGGUGGGACUGCAGCCACUGGAAUCGCUAGCAAUAAAUUGUACUUCUCUGAGAAAUACAUCGGAAAUUUUUAACAAGAUACUGGAAAAGCUUAAUUCUUCUAAAAAGAGAAAUGGCUGCUUAACUCCUCUCCAGCACCUGCAGGAUUUGUUUUCUCAAAGAAGUUCAAUUUCUGGAACAAUAUUGUUGGCAGUAAUUGACGAAAUGGAUUAUUUAAUAACUAAAGACCAGGCAGUACUUCAUGACCUUUUUAUGCUUACAACAUUUCCUUUUUCCCGUUUCAUAUUGAUAGGCAUAGCUAAUGCAAUUGACCUAGCAGAUAGAUUUCUCCCAAGACUGAAAUCUAUGAAUUGUAAGCCCUUUGUGUUGACUUAUUGUGCAUACUCUAGAGAUCAAAUAAUUGAGAUCCUUCGGCAGAGACUUACGAUUCUUGGAUACAAUGUCUUUCAACCUUUAGCUCUAGAAUACUGUGCAAGAAAAGUAGCAGCUGCGUCAGGAGAUAUGAGAAAAGUACUUGAUGCUUGCAGGACUGCGAUUGAGGUGCUUGAGACAGAGUUAAGGGACAGCUCUAUCAAGAAACAAGCUAACUUCGUAACUUUUGAUCACAUGGAUGUUGCAUUGUCAAAAGCAUUUAAGUCACCAACAGUGGAUAUCAUAAAAUCUCUUCCACAACACCAACAGAUAGUAUUGUGUUCCUUGGUGAAGCUCUUUCGUGGUUCAAGAAAGAAUGCUACUAUUGGAGAGCUGAACAAAUCAUAUUUGGAAAUAUGCAAAUCCGCUCAUGUCCCGGCCGUUGGAUCACUGGAAUUCACAGAUAUGUGUAGAGUGCUGGGUGAUCAGGGACUAAUCAAACUUGGUCAGUCAAAACAAGAAAGACUGAGGACAGUAACAUUACAAAUUGAAAUUUCAGACAUUUCUUUUGCUUUUAAGGAUAUUCGAUUUUUUAAAAAUUGCCUUGAAGAUUAGUGCCCUAGCUACAAGGUGAUUCACACGAGAGCAACAAAUAAGAAUAAUAAUUCUUCAUUUUUGUUUAAGGUUAGACUUCAUAAUUUGGUUCCUGCAUCACUGAGGCCUGCUUGAGUGAUGCAAUGAAAGUUAUAGCCUUUCCAUUAAUAAUUUCGUUAAGCCUAUAUUUAUGAUAGCAACAGAUUACUGGCCUGCCCCCAAUGUAGCCAUGUAGGAAACUUCUUCUUUGGAUAUUAUCGCCAGAGGUAAUUGGAGGAAUGUUGCUAAUGAGCAGUCAUAGUUUGAAAUUCAGCAAUGUUAAUCGGUCCAGGAAAUACCAUGAUUUGCCCCUUUUAUGAUGGCAUGUUUUUAUUGUAUGUU